Gastrolobium bilobum is the source of this 1335-nucleotide messenger RNA. RefSeq lists its product as uncharacterized. The transcript has 3 exons. NCBI's taxonomy places the organism in Eukaryota, Viridiplantae, Streptophyta, Magnoliopsida, Fabales, Fabaceae. The record is from RefSeq and is a predicted model, not a curated record. Bases 1 to 1320 code for a protein of 439 amino acids.
AUGUGGAGAUCACGACCGUUGUUAUUCGUGGGGAAGAAGCUGAAACCGACCGCGGAGAGUGGGGUCCAUUUGGUGAGGCGGAAAUGGAUGAGCACCGUCAUGAGUUUCGGUGAUGGGAGCCAAGGGGCUCUUGGAUUGCCUUCAUCCACCGUGGGUAUGGGCCUAGACGCAUACGAGCCUGCCCCAGUUCCUGCUCUGCCUUCCGAUGUUGUUAGUGUCGGUGCGGGACAUUACCACUCCCUCGCCAUCACUUCCAACGGCCACCUUUGGGCUUGGGGCCGAAACAACGAAGCCCAACUAGGCCGUGGGCUUUCCAGCAGAGAAUCAUGGAAUGAGCCGAAAAGAGUAGUGGGAUUAGAACAUGUUAAGGUUUGUGCUGCUUUUGCGUCGGGAGUUGUUUCUGCUGCCGUUUUGGAUGAUGGUUCUGUGUGGGUUUGGGGCAAGUCUAAACGUGGCCAACUUGGCCUUGGUAAAGAUAUAACUGAAGCUGUUGCACCUUCCAAAGUUGAAGCACUUUCUGGAGAAAACAUAGCAAAGGUGUCGUUUGGUUGGGGCCAUGCUCUUGCUGUGACUGUGGAUGGAAAGUUGUUUGGGUGGGGCUAUUCAGCUGAUGGUAGGAUAGGGGAAAUGGGGAAUCACUUUGAGGCAUCACCAUUAGAUUCCACGUUUAGAAAUAAUACACAACUUUCGAGUUCGGACCUGGAAGUUGCUGAAGAGAGAGUUUUGCAAGGAAUGGAGAAGGAGAAUAACAUGCCAAUAAUAUGGGAACCUCGCUUGGUGGAAGAACUACAUGGUGUUCAAGUUGUGGACAUUGCAUGUGGCCUUGAUCACUCUCUGAUUCUUUGCCGUGAUGGUACCCUCUUAAGCUGCGGGAGUAACGUGUAUGGCCAAUUGGGGCGAGCUAAACAAGAUUUGGGAAUUUUCCCGGUUGACAUGAACUUGAGUCCCAUUUCUAUAGCAGCAGGGCUUGGACAUUCUCUGGCAAUAUGUCAGCUUGCUGAAGUAGGGACUACGAACAUUGCUUCAUGGGGAUGGAACCAGAGUUCUCAGCUUGGAAGGUCAGGGCCUGGGAACAUACCGUCUUUGAUUGAAGCAUUGGCUGAGGAAAAUCCUGUCUCAGUUUCAGGUGGUCGAGCACAUUCUCUUGCUCUUACAACCAAGGGAGAAAUGUGGGUAUGGGGCUCUGGUAAAAGUGGAAGACUUGGAUUGGGAAGUUCUGUUGACGAAGUUGAGCCAUUUUGUCUUGAUUCUUUAGAAGGGUUUCCAAUUUUACAGGCCGUGUCAGGAUUUGAUCAUAAUCUGGUCCUAGUUGCUGGCUGAUCUGGCUUCAACAAA